AGUAUGAACGUUUCGUUAAUGUUUCAGAGAUAACUCUACCCACUGCCUAUGUCAAACUGUAUCGCAUUGGAGUGCUGGAUAGAAUUGCCAGAACCCUUCACCAAAAGCAGCGCUCUGAUGACGAUUAUGAUGAUGUUGAUGAUGAUUAUGAACCAUCAUCAGCUGAUAGUGGAAGUGAUUCGUCUGCAGAAGAUGAGGAAGAAGGCAUCAAUGAAGAAAUUGUAGGAAAGGGGAGGGUGAACUGCAAAACUACUUCUAAAAAGCUCCAUCAAUGUACAUUCUGUGCAAAAAGCUUCUCUCAGACUUAUUUGAAUGUUCACAUGCGUACACACACCAAAGAGAAGCCUUACCAGUGUAAGAUCUGUACUAAAAGAUUUUCCCAGUCUAGUAGUUUGACUUCUCAUUCCCGUAUUCACACCAAAGAGAAACCUCAUCAGUGUACAGUCUGUACCAAAAGGUUCUGUACUUCUAGUGAAUUGACUGUACAUAUGCGUACCCACACAAAAGAGAAGCCAUACCAGUGUACAGUCUGUACUAAAAGAUUUUCCCAAUCUAGUAGUUUGACUUCUCAUUCCCGUAUUCACACCAAAGAGAAACCUCAUCAGUGUACAGUCUGUACCAAAAGGUUCUGCACUUCCAGUGAAUUGACUGUUCAUAUGCGUACCCACACAAAAGAGAAGCCUUUUCCGUGUACAUUUUGUAAUAAAAGCUUCUCUCAGUCUGGUAAUUUAACUUCUCAUUUGCGUAUUCACACCAAAGAGAAGCCAUUCCAGUGUACAGUCUGCACCAAACGGUUCGCUAAAUCAGGUACAUUGACAGUACAUAUGCUCACUCACACCAAAGAGAAGCCAUUCCAGUGUACAGUCUGUACCAAAAGGUGCUGCACUUCUGGCGAAUUGACUGUUCAUAUGCGUACCCACACCAAAGAGAGGCCAUUCCAGUGUACAGUCUGUGGAAAAAGGUUCUCUCGGUCUGAACAUUUGACUGUUCAUAUGCGUACCCACACCAAGAGAAGCCUUAUCAGUGUACAGUUCUCUUGGUCUAAUCAUUUGAUACAGCAUAUGUGUAUUCACACCAAAGAGAAGCCUUACCAUUGUACAAUCUGUACAAAAAGAUUUUCUCGUCCAAGUGGUUUGAGAUCUCAUUAUCGUAUUCACACCAGAGAGAAGCUUUAUCAGUGUACAGUCUGUACCAAAAGAUUCUCUCAUUCAAGUAAUCUAAAACUUCAUUUGCUUAUUCACACUAAAGAGAAGCCAUUCCAGUGUACAGUCUGUACCAAAAGGUUUUUAGUUUCUAGCUAUUUGACUGUUCAUAUGCGUACACACACCAAUGAGAAGCCUUUUCAGUGUACAGUCUGCACAAAAAGGUUCUCUGUGUCUGGUGCCUUGACUAAGCAUAUGCGCACUCACACCAAAGAGAAGCCUUUUCAGUGUACAGUCUGCUCCAAAAGUUUCUCUUGCUGUAGUUAUUUGACAGUUCAUAUGCGUACACACACCAAAGAGAAGCCAUUCCAGUGUACAAUCUGUGCAAAAAGAUUUUCUCGGUCAAGUCAGCUAACAAUUCAUCUGCGUACACACACCAAAGAGAAGCCAUUCCAGUGUACAGUCUGUACCAAAAGGUUCUGCUCUUCUGGUGCCUUGACUGUUCAUAUGCGUACCCACACCAAAGAGAAGCCAUUCCAGUGUACAGACUGUGCAAAAAGAUUUUCUCAGUCAGGUCAUCUAACACUUCAUUUGCGUACACAUACCAAAGAGAAGCCUUUUCGUGUACGUUUUGUAAUAAAAGCUUCUCUCAGUCAAGUCAUCUAACACUUCAUUUGCGUAUUCACACCAAUGAGAAGCCUUUCCCGUGUACAAUCUGUACCAAAAGGUUCUCUCAGUCUGGUAAUUUAACUUCUCAUAUGCGCACCCACACCAAAGAGUGAACAGUAUGUAAAAAAAA
Messenger RNA from Nilaparvata lugens (brown planthopper), 1941 nucleotides. RefSeq names its product zinc finger protein 271-like. NCBI's taxonomy places the organism in Eukaryota, Metazoa, Arthropoda, Insecta, Hemiptera, Delphacidae. The record is from RefSeq and is a predicted model, not a curated record. Bases 321 to 1808 code for a protein of 495 amino acids. Gene Ontology annotation, biological process: regulation of transcription by RNA polymerase II. Gene Ontology annotation, molecular function: RNA polymerase II cis-regulatory region sequence-specific DNA binding; DNA-binding transcription factor activity. The transcript is spliced from 4 exons.